Molecule: messenger RNA, 1466 nt
Organism: Salvia hispanica
Lineage: Eukaryota; Viridiplantae; Streptophyta; Magnoliopsida; Lamiales; Lamiaceae
Source: RefSeq, a predicted model, not a curated record
UCUACAACUGAUUCUGUAAAGCACUUUCACACACAUAUAAAUAUAGCCCACAACAAGUGAAACACUUGAUACAAAAUCUCACUCAACAUAAACUCAGCCGCCGUCGCCGCCGGCUGUUUAUUCCUCCGCCCAAAUCCCUCAUUUUCCGACCCUCAUUCACUCCAUUUCCUCUUCUUCCUCAUUGGUGGUCCCCCUUCUAAUUAAUUAAACUCUAGUUUCAUUUCAUGGCCCGGUCUUCAAAACAAAAGAAUCGCCCAGUCGCCGCUGCCGCCGCCGCCGCCAAUUCCGACAAUGACAGCCACGAGGGCAAGCGGAAGCGAAAAAGUGCACCUAGGGAGUCUCCACAACAACGUAGCUCGAUCCACCGAGGCGUGACGAGGCACCGGUGGACAGGCCGUUUUGAAGCUCAUUUAUGGGAUAAGGAUUGCUGGAAUGAGUCACAAAACAAAAAAGGAAGACAAGUAUAUUUAGGGGCCUAUAAUGACGAGGAAGCAGCAGCUCGUGCCUACGACUUGGCUGCCCUGAAAUAUUGGGGUCAAGACACCACAUUAAACUUUCCACUACCCACAUAUCAAAAUGAGCUUAAAGAAAUGGAGGCACAGUCAAAGGAAGAAUAUAUUUGUUCAUUGAGAAGAAAAAGUAGUGGUUUUUCUCGUGGUGUAUCAAAAUACCGAGGCGUAGCAAGGCAUCAUCAUAAUGGAAGAUGGGAAGCUCGUAUUGGCAGGGUGUUUGGCAACAAGUACCUAUACCUUGGUACAUAUGCCACUCAAGAAGAGGCAGCAGCUGCAUAUGACAUGGCAGCAAUAAAAUACCGUGGAAAUAAUGCAGUUACCAAUUUUGACCUCAGCCGUUACAUUAGUUGUAACAUGGAUGAGAAUAGCCCUGUAGCCGGGGAAGCUUCCCCGACUGAGGCUGAGGUCGCCGUGUCUCCCCCGCUACCCAUCGGGGGUGAAGCCGGUGAGGCGUUAGAGCUUCUUUUGCAUUCCACCAAGUUCGAAGAUACGAUGGAGCCAAAUCUACCACGUAGUAGCUUCCCAGAUGACAUACAAACUUCCUUUGAUAUUCAAGAUUUGAGCACCUAUGCUGAUGAGCACGACAAUACAUUUGGUGACUAUGACUUUUUGUCGAUGUUUCAGUGUGAGCUCGAUGAGUCAACGUGAUCUUUUACAUAUUUUACUAUUCUUUUCAUAUAUUUUUACCUAAUCAUUGAUGAUGAUAUCAAUGUACAUUAUUUGCCCUGAGAUGAUCAAGAAAGAGAGAAAAGGGAUGAUAAAUGAAUAAGGUGAGGUUUUAAUUUAUUUUGGUUUUUGAUUUUUGAUUUUUGAUUUUUGAUUUUCUAUACUUAGGUGAUUUGAGUAUUUGUAAACUCUAUCUCAAUUUUUAGAUGGAGAUUGGAAUGUUUUAAGACUAUUUGGCUAUUCAUAUGUAACAUGGACUUAUAUAUAUAGAUUCAUGUUGUUUUAUUC